UGUUUUAUACAUUUUAUUAUAGGCUGGCUGUUAAUUCCAUCUCAAUCUGUCAUCUUUGUCAGGCAAACGUGUCAAACGGUCGUUAUUUCGUGCUCCAGCCUCCAGCCUUGUGGGUGUAUGCAUUCAAGAUGCUUGAAAAGGAAGAACUGAGGAGACUGAAAGGGGAUAUCAUAUGUCCCAGACUGGACGUUUUUGACGGAAUUCAUGAGGAACUGGAGAAAGGGACGGCAAUUGGAUUUGAGUGUCCAGUUGGACAGGCCAGCGCUGAGCUCUUCCGGAAGCUGUAUGAAGAGGUGACAAGAACGACUCUGUCAGUGGAUACUUGCACUAAGGGCGGCAAGUUUCUGGCAUACAGGGCGACGUAUGUGUGCCAUCACAACGUCCGCGAUCGGGGUCGGAAGGCGUCUGCAAAGGACACUCAGUGCCCCUGGAGAUUGCAUGUGGUCUCCAAGACUAGGAGCUCUAUGUCGCGAAUCAGCGAUAAUCUGCAUGCAUCCUGCGGCCUGGUUGUGAGGGGCCUGGGACAUCACAACCACGCCACGGACAUUCCGGCUGCACUGAAACACCGAAGGGUCAGCGACGCGACCGAGGCCAAGCUCAAGAGCCUGUUCAGGCACUAUCAUUCUCCGAGCACGGCGCUGCAGACCCUCGACAUGGAGCUCAGGGAGGAGUGGGGGGAGGAGUAUCCUCUCAAGGCUGCCGAUCGCUCGCUCCUGCCAGAUCUUUCCUACGUCUACCGGUUCGUGUCCUUAUCUUUCCAUCCGGCAUAUCCGAGUUCUCAUCCGACAGUACCUAUACCUAUAUACGCCUGCCACAGUAAGCAGUUGAUAACCAUGCAGUAAUAUGACUACGCAGAAUGCUAGUCCUCCUACGCUCAAGUUCGAUUAAACUACGUCUCACACUAUGUAUCACCGGAUUAAUGCGAACUUCAAUAGGAACACGACUUCAAUCCUUUGCGUUUCCCAUGUAUUCCGUUUUUUUUUUUUUUGUGUGUGUGUAAUUGAAAAAUAUAUUUCUAUAAGCACUGGCGGACGGUACUAGUUCUAACUAGCACCAUCCAGUUGGUGAGCAAUAGUAUGUGUAAGAUAUGGUGAGCAUCGCAUAUAUAAUAAUGUUACGUGCCUUUGUGAGGCGCCAAACUGUCCAUUGCACAACUUGCUCUUCAAUGUCCUCCACAGUUGAAUCGUUUGGUGAGGCAGUGGGUUCGAUUCCCACAGCUGACUUGAUCCGUACCAGUCAGACCUGGCGAGCGUCUCAUACAAAUGGAUUUGACUAGAGGUGUUGUGUCCAGUGCUGCGGAGUCGGCCGGAGUCGGUAGUUUUGGCCGGAGUCGGAGUCAGUAAUUUUUCACCGACCAGAGUCGGAGCUGGAGUCGGAUUCGAUUUUAGCGGGCCGGAGCCGGAGUCGCUGAAAUUCGGUCAACUCCGCAUUACUGGUUGUGUCGUGUCAACUGUGAUAAUUGCCCAUUGUGCGACCUUUCCGUUUUCAGGUCAUUAAAGGGCACUGCGUUCUUUGACUUUAUUUCAGCCUGUACUACAAGAUCCACGGCGAGCAGUACGGGGACCAGAAGAAGACGGCGCUGGUCGACCGCCUGCUGGAGUUGGCCGAGAGCCGCUCGGACACGCGGGUGGACGUGUCAGACGGCCGCUGCACCG
This is a messenger RNA of Amphibalanus amphitrite, 1655 nucleotides long. RefSeq lists its product as uncharacterized. The coding region runs from base 129 to 842 and encodes 237 amino acids. NCBI's taxonomy places the organism in Eukaryota, Metazoa, Arthropoda, Thecostraca, Balanomorpha, Balanidae. The transcript is spliced from 6 exons. The record is from RefSeq and is a predicted model, not a curated record.